Schizosaccharomyces cryophilus OY26 is the source of this 714-nucleotide messenger RNA. RefSeq names its product TOM complex subunit Tom22. Gene Ontology annotation, cellular component: mitochondrial outer membrane; mitochondrial outer membrane translocase complex. The coding region runs from base 96 to 530 and encodes 144 amino acids. Gene Ontology annotation, biological process: protein import into mitochondrial matrix. NCBI's taxonomy places the organism in Eukaryota, Fungi, Ascomycota, Schizosaccharomycetes, Schizosaccharomycetales, Schizosaccharomycetaceae. The transcript is spliced from 2 exons. The record is from RefSeq and is a predicted model, not a curated record.
AGUAAGACCAAAACACCAACUUUUUGGGCCUUUGAGACUUGUAAAGUUUUUGCAAAUUCCAUCAUCAUAAAAAUUUUAAGGCUAUAAGAAUCAGGAUGGUUAAGCUCGAAGAAGUCGUUGACGAAACUGAAUUACAGACCCAGGGACAAAACGUCGCCGAAAAGGAUAAAUACAUCUACGCUGAGGAAGACGUUGAAGAAUCCGAUUCCGAUGAAUCUGACUUUGAGGGACUCGAAGAUGAGACGAUAUUUGACCGUAUCGCUGCUUUGAAGGAAGUUGUUCCCGUUACAUGGCGCGUUAGGAUUGCGGACAGUGCAAAGUGUGCUGUUUCCGGUGUUUCUCGACUUUCUAGCUUUGGAGGAAAGUCUUUGUGGGUUCUCUCUACCUCUGCUCUUCUUUUAGGUGUUCCUUUUAUGAUGUCUGUAGAAGACGAAGCUCAGCUUUCAGAAUACGAAAAGCAAUUGAAGGACCAACGUGGUGCCAACGAGGUGAUUGCUCCCGGAGCUACUAGCAAUGCUCUUCCCCAAUAAUCGAAUCGUAAGGGAGAAGACAAUUUAGGAAUUAGCAGGAAGUUUACUUCUUUCGUAUGUAAUGAUUUGGAUGAUUAUUGCAUCUGUAAAAUCAAAAAUAAAAAUUAAAUUUUCCUGUGGACUUUUUUAUAUCGAUACUACUCAGUAAUUUUUCUGGCAAGAUAAGACCUAUAUUUUCACAGAC